Nothobranchius furzeri (turquoise killifish) is the source of this 3469-nucleotide messenger RNA. It is a transcript of the gene mkrn2, whose product is annotated as makorin, ring finger protein, 2. Lineage: Eukaryota; Metazoa; Chordata; Actinopteri; Cyprinodontiformes; Nothobranchiidae. Gene Ontology annotation, biological process: protein polyubiquitination. Gene Ontology annotation, molecular function: metal ion binding; ubiquitin protein ligase activity. The record is from RefSeq and is a predicted model, not a curated record.
AUUGAUGGCAGCUUUGGAGGCUCCUUGGCGUCAUAUUAGGAUAAACAAGACUUUGUUUAGGGCAGACAGAGAUAGUUUUCCUCUCUGCCUUGGAGUCUAUUAAGUGAUCAUUCAUGUCCACCAGUGAAGCCACUUAUACGUUCUAAACAUCCCCACACCGUCCGGCGACCCUCUCCGAGAUGACAUCCAUCUUGCACACUAACACAGGCAACGCCGCGAGGACAUUGUCCAGCUUACGGUUCACCUCGAGUAACGUCCCAGUCUAUGAGGUCAACGCACAGGCGGCACAUUCCGUGGGUGCGGGUCGCACUCCAAUCGCUCCCGUCUUCCCAAAUUUCCAGAAAACCAGAUAUCCUCCCAAUCCAAUCAGAAGAAAUCCAGUGAUCAUCAGACCGAAUAUCCACAAAUCUUCCACGUCCUCGAUGGACAACUGAGAGAGGCACACGAUUCGCCAGACCUCCCAAGAAUCGAGUGCAUAUCCCGCUGCGAAUGUCCCUUGAGGACAGGUGGGAGCCCCCUUCUCUGUUCUCAUCGUAGAAAAAAAAUAUUAUCAUUCGCGUUGAAUGACCAGUUAAUUAAGUCCAUUUUCCAAAAAGAAGUAGUGAUUUCAGGAGAAAUGCAGAGAAGUGCUCUGUAGGCAGACAGGACAGAGAGCCUUGGGAAAAGCAGAUAAGGGAGCUGAAGAAAAGCGUCUGUGCUCUCUGAGAGCUGUGUAGAAGGUACUAAAAUAAUGAAUAUCAUUGGGUUUUAGUGAUAACCAGUUGUGUAUCUGCAACCAGAUACUGGCUCAGUGGUAGUGUCCGCCCUGAGACUGGGAGAUCAGAGUUUGAUUCCUGGUCGGGUCAUACCAGAGACUGAGAAAAUGGGACCCAAUGUCUCCCUGCUUGACACUCAGCAUCAAAGAUUGGAUUGAGAGGUUAAACAACCAAAUGGUUCCAGAAUGUGGCUGUGUCUGCAGCUCACCGCUCCCCCAGGGGGGUCAAAUGCGAACAAAUUUCGCACACACAUCAGUGUGUGUGACAACUGAUGGGACUUUGACUUUAAGAACUUAGCUGAUACAGGACAUGAAAACAUGCUGCAGUGUUUCACCGACUGAAUCACUGAAAGGGCACAGACCCAACUCCAAUUUAAAUCUUUCCUUCAAGAAUUCUGCAACAGGGUUAAUUAUUUUGAAUUGUGUUUCUUGGUGCAGCUGGCCACUUUACAUAUUUAGAUAAUCCUUUUUAUGUAGAAUUGGUCACUAAAAGCUUGGAAACAUCAUUCCUGAAUGAUUAUCAUGAAAAUAAUAGAUUUAAAUGUUGCAUUAAUAACCUUGUUAACAAAAUUUUCAUCCAGUAAAUUACAAUCUGCUGUUUUUAGGUUAGGCAGCACUGUUUCAACAACUGAAAACAACACUGUGUUGUAAAUUAGCUGCUUUAAAGCCACAGGAAUAGUCUUACGAACCUGCUGGUGUUCCCUUUGGGUACAACCUAAGUUAUAAUUCUUAAUAAAAGGCACUAAUUCUAACAAUUUCCUUCAGGGGUACAAACAGUACAGUCUUUCAAAUCAAUUUCUGAUAAAUAGGGAUUUGCUGUAAACUGUUAUCACUAUAUUGUUCCAUAAGGAUAUGGGGAGAGAAAUUAUGGGUAAAACACAUUUUUCAAAAGGAAAGAUUCUGCCAGGAAGCAGUUUUACAGGAAUUUUACUAAUCUCAAAAUCUCAUUUUAAUUAAAAAAAAUCAAUCCAUCCUAAUUUCUUAAACACACAUCUACGUAGUCAGAACAGAAGUAGAUUUCUUCUCAGGGUCCUCCAAGCCACACAGUGGCGCUGACGCACCGCGGCUGCACGAGUCUUCACGGUUAUAAUGCUUUCCGUCGGAGCUGUUAGACGGUGACACCGAGAGGACACUUCCGGCAGCGGUGAUUGUGAGAGUCCAGAAAGUCGCGAGGAAGAUGAGCAGCAAACAGGUGACCUGCAGGUAUUUCAUCCAUGGAGUGUGCAGAGAGGGCAGCCGCUGUAUGUUCUCUCAUGACCCGAACAACAGUAAACCAUCAACCAUCUGCAAGUUCUACCAGAGAGGAGUGUGUGCCUACGGAGAGCGCUGCAGGUAUGAUCACAUAAAACCCACACCCAGAGGAGGAGGGGGUGCACCUUCAGAGGACCUGGCAGGUGGAGGCAGAGGUGAAGCCAAGAGGACAUUGGUUCUGAGGGACAGAGCUCUGGGUGGUGAUGCUGCGUUUGGCGGCCCAGUACACAGUCUGGACUCAGGCUUCUCUGCAGCAGCAGCCCCACAGACGUAUGUGGACGCCAUCAGAACUGGACUGGAUGUCUUGGCACUAGAACAAGAAUCCCAUCCAGUAGGCGGGGCUUACCACAAUGUCCCCCAGCUGUGUCCCUACGCUGCCGCUGGACACUGUCACUUUGAGGACAGAUGCACAUAUCUCCAUGGCAACCUGUGUGAUGUAUGCGGCCUGCAAGUGCUCCACCCCUAUGAUGCUGAGCAGAGGAGAGCGCAUGAGAAGAUGUGCAUGCUGGCAUUUGAGGCUGAUAUGGAGAAGGCCUUUGCAGCUCAGCUCAGCCAGGAUAAGGUGUGUUCCAUCUGCAUGGAGGUGGUGGUUCAGAAGUCGAAUCCGUCAGAGCGAAGGUUUGGCAUCCUUUCCUCCUGCUGCCACACCUUCUGUCUCACCUGCAUCCGACAGUGGCGAGGAACCAGAACCUUCUGCAACAAGAUCAUCAAAUCGUGUCCGGAGUGUCGGGUCGCCUCGGAGUUCGUCAUUCCCUCUGUGUACUGGGUGGAGGAUCAGGCAGAGAAGGACAACCUGAUCGAACUCUUCAAGUCAGGUGUCAGUAAGAAGGCCUGUAAGUACUUUGAUCAGGGUCGUGGCUCGUGUCCUUUUGGAGGGAAGUGCUUGUAUCUUCACACCUUCCCAGACGGCACGCGAGCAGAACCGGACCGGCCUCGGAAGCAGCUGAGCUCAGAGGGGAACGUCCGGUUCAUGAACAACGUUCAUUUGUGGGAUUUCAUCGAGGAGCGUGAACAGCGAUCAGAACCGCCCCUUCCGUCCCUGGAUGAUGACCUCACAGAGCUGCGGGAACUCUUCAUGCAGAUGUCGGGUCCAAGCCAGGAAGAGUCAGAGGCUCCGCCCACUGUAGACUAGUGAAGAUGUUCCUCCCUUAGUACCUGCUGUCUCCGUGGUAACCUGUGGCUCAGCUGGAUCAGAUCACCAUAUUCGCUCACAUUGAAUCGUUUGACCUCUCUGUAACCUCCUGCAUUUGUUUCUGCCGGUUUAAUUAAGGAAAUUAAAGAGUAUUUAUUGUGUUUAAAAGGAAAAUUGGGAACUGUAAAUGAAUUUUAGCAUCUAGUUGAAACUAAUCUCACACCUGAGUGUUUGAUUCUCACGCGGAUGUUAAAUGAUCACAACAUCAGGAGAACCAAAGCUGUCUGCAGAUCAAAAGUGUAAACGUGCUGAAAUAAAAAGUUUGUGUUUGA